AUGCACCUCGACAAUGAAUGCUUCCACUCAAGUAUCGCGUGCCGAUCCGACAGCCUCGAGCCAAAACUUGUGGUGAAGCUCGUGAAUGUGAAGCCUAGCACGCGUAUGGGCGAGCCCACGCAAUUUGUGCUGCAGUGCUCGCUCGCCGAGACGGAUCUUGAGUGGUUUGUAGAGCGCCGAUACUCGGAGUUCCGGGAGCUGCUGAAGAUUCUUCACGCGUUCUUCUUGCAUCGUGGAGGCGGUGCUCGUUCGCAAUGCUUUGGCUGUGCAUGGUUCGCUCAAACGUUGCGCAACUACUGGCUACCGAGGCGCCAUCUUCUGUGCUCACGGUCGACCAAUGUGAUCAACCAGCGUCGUGCUGAACUUCAUCAGCUAGUGCUGAUACUGGCAUCGCAUACCUUUUCCGCGGUGCCAAAGUGUAUUUCCUGUGCUAAAACCAUCUUCCCGAUAAUUCGCGACUUCUUUCUUCGAGUUUCGUAA
Messenger RNA from Phytophthora infestans T30-4, 480 nucleotides. RefSeq lists its product as uncharacterized. Bases 1 to 480 code for a protein of 159 amino acids. Lineage: Eukaryota; Oomycota; Peronosporomycetes; Peronosporales; Peronosporaceae. The record is from RefSeq and is a predicted model, not a curated record. Gene Ontology annotation, molecular function: phosphatidylinositol binding. The transcript is spliced from 2 exons.